AUGGUGGAUUCUCCCAAAUGCCCAAAAGAGAACAGUAUUUCCAGUGUACUUGACUCUCCCACUGUUGAGCAGCUGGAGGAAAUCCUACAUGGAGGUCAGUUAUCAUGCAACCAUGUUGAUGAAGUGUGGCCCAGUCUGUUUCUGGGAGACAUGUACAUGUCUCAUGACAGAUAUGGACUUUGGAGACUUGGUGUUACUCAUGUUCUGAAUGCUGCUCAUGGGAAAAUGUGUUGCAAAGGUAGUGAUGAUUUCUAUGGUACCACAGUGCAAUACUACGGAGUAGCAGCUAAUGACCUGCCGACAUUUGAUAUUUCACCUUUCUUCUACCCUUCUGCACAGUAUAUUCAUCAGGCUCUUAGCACUCCCGGUGCCAAAGUCUUUGUGCACUGUGCUGUUGGUGUAAGCCGUUCUGCUGCCCUGGUCUUGGCUUAUUUAAUGAUCUAUCACAACUACACAUUAGUGGAGGCUAUCCUGAAGGUUAAAGAGAAGAGGUGGAUUUUUCCAAAUCGAGGAUUUCUGAAGCAUCUUAUAAAUCUGGAUUCUGAACUAAAGAGCAAAUCUCAAAGUGACUGUCCUGUGCAUGAAGAAAACUAGCACCAGAUGCAUUAAUAUGUGUAAA
Molecule: messenger RNA, 619 nt
Organism: Neoarius graeffei (lesser salmon catfish)
Lineage: Eukaryota; Metazoa; Chordata; Actinopteri; Siluriformes; Ariidae
Product: dual specificity protein phosphatase 13A family protein
Exons: 3
Coding region: 1-594 (197 amino acids)
Biological process (GO): negative regulation of MAPK cascade; protein dephosphorylation
Cellular component (GO): cytoplasm
Molecular function (GO): MAP kinase phosphatase activity; protein tyrosine/serine/threonine phosphatase activity
Source: RefSeq, a predicted model, not a curated record